Messenger RNA from Rotaria sp. Silwood2, 444 nucleotides. The record is from the annotation of a GenBank genome assembly. Lineage: Eukaryota; Metazoa; Rotifera; Eurotatoria; Philodinida; Philodinidae.
AUGUACUGGUAUUCUAAUGUACCUAGUUCUACUCUAGUGAUUGAAAACAGUUAUCUAAAUCAAGCACUCUAUUUUAAUACAUCAUCAAGUUGUUUUCAAAUAAAGACAUGGACAUCAACAUAUGCAACAAAUCAAGCCUUCUCAGUUUCACUUUGGAUCAAACCAGCAGGCAGCUCAAUAAUCAAUGAUGCUGUUCUUGUUCCUCUCAGUGUUCAUAUAUUUAGAAUAAAUUCACCAUGCUGUGAUUUGCUUGGUUUGACUGUUGGUGGUAUAUUAAUUACACAAAUAUCGCCAAGUGUAUCCACAGUAAAAGCACUUCAAGAUCCUGUGCUUAUUGAAGAUGUUUGGACUCAUAUUGUUCUUGCUUAUGGUCAAACAUAUAGAAUGCAUCUUUGGAUCAAUAGAACACUUUUAGAUUUGCAUCUAAUGCAUUACCUAUUGUGA